GCCAGAUUAUAGACUGUACGCAUUAUAGAGGGCACGUGAUCGCUGCUGACUACGUGGCUCAGAAGGUCCCAGAGGACCGCCGUCAACAUGUCCGAGUGAUAGACAUUGCCGCAGGUACAGGCGCUGUCGGCCUCGAGCUACAUAAUAAAGGAUUCACGAACAUCGAUGCCCUGGAACCCUCAGAAGGAAUGUUGAACAUUCUUAAAGAAACUGAAGUGUACAACCUUAUAUAUCAGGAGUUCAUAAGCCAGGACCCGACAACCAUUCCUGAAGACACAUAUGAUGUGGUGGUGACCUCUGGCAGCCUAGCUGAGAGCCACAUGCCUGUUCAAGCCAUCGAUGAAUUUAUACGGAUCACCAAGCCAGGUGGUCUGGUGGUAAUUGUGACGGCUGUGAAGUACCUGACGACAGUCGAGGCUUACAAGGACAAGCUGGAGCCACACAUGGAGUGCCUGGAACAACAGGGGUUGUGGCACAAGGAGCAAAAUGUACCAUUCUUAAAAGAUGGCAAGAAGUAA
Procambarus clarkii (red swamp crayfish) is the source of this 518-nucleotide messenger RNA. Lineage: Eukaryota; Metazoa; Arthropoda; Malacostraca; Decapoda; Cambaridae. The record is from RefSeq and is a predicted model, not a curated record.